Messenger RNA from Clupea harengus (Atlantic herring), 3127 nucleotides. RefSeq names its product protein phosphatase 1 regulatory subunit 12A. Gene Ontology annotation, cellular component: cytoplasm. The record is from RefSeq and is a predicted model, not a curated record. Gene Ontology annotation, molecular function: protein kinase binding; enzyme inhibitor activity; phosphatase regulator activity. Lineage: Eukaryota; Metazoa; Chordata; Actinopteri; Clupeiformes; Clupeidae. Gene Ontology annotation, biological process: signal transduction.
GGGACCUUGCGUGCAGUGCGUGGGAGUAGGACUUCGGUCGCGUCAUGGCACCCAACUUUCAUUGGACGGCAGGAGUCCCGUGCCUCCCGUGAGAUGGGCGUGCUGCCCUCCGCGCUGCCCCGGGAGCGUGUCGGAGCUGUGACGUGCCUGUCCGCCACCAGGCGGCGUGGUCUGUCCUGGAGGCCCAGCUCAAACCUCUGUCUCUCCCCCCGCAUCAGGAGCUGAAUCUGCCCGGGAGAGACCGAGGAAGAUGGCGGCCACUGACCGUUCCCGGUCCGAAGCAGCAAAGCAACGGCGGCAGGACCAGCUGCAAAGAUGGCACGGCUCCGAGACCGACCUCGCGGACCCCGAGACGCGGGGGUCCACGGUGGGAAGCCGGUCCCGGCCUGGCGCCAGAGUGCGGUUCAACCAGGGGGCCGUGUUUAUGGCUGCCUGCUCGGCCGGGGACCGGGAGGAGGUGGCAGCUCUGCUCAGGCAAGGAGCUGAUAUCAACCACGCAAACAUAGACGGAUUGACGGCGCUUCAUCAGGCCUGUAUAGAUGAGAAUGCAGAGAUGGUGGAGUUCCUGGUGGAGAGCGGAAGCGAUGUCAACCGGGGGGACAAUGAGGGCUGGACACCGCUACACGCUACGGCCUCGUGUGGAUUCAUUCAGAUAGCCAAGUACUUGAUUGAACACAGCGCACACGUUGGGGCGGCCAACAGUGAGGGAGAACUUCCUCUGGAUGUGGCCACAGAAGAAGCCAUGAAGAGACUGCUGAAGGCUGAGAUUAAAAAACAAGGUGUAGACGUGGAGCGUGCGCGUGGCGAGGAGGAGCGUGUGAUGCUUCAGGACGCCAUGGCGGUGUUGGCUGGCUCCGGCUCGCUGGCUCCACACCCCAACACCCAGGCCACCGCCCUGCACGUGGCCGCCACCAAGGGCUACAGCCAGGUGCUCAAGGUCCUGCUGCAGUGUGGGAUGGAUGUAGACGCUCGAGACAUAGACGGCUGGACUCCUCUGCACGCCGCUGCCCACUGGGGCCAGGAGGAGGCCUCUACUCUACUGGCAGAACACAUGUGUGACAUGACCGCCGCCAACAUCGUGGGCCAGACCCCAGUAGAUGUGGCGGAUGAGAAUCUGGUGGACUGCCUUGAGGAGCUGCAGAAGAAACAGAAUAUUCUCCGCAUUGAACAGAAGAAAUUGUCUCAGCCACCUGUCAUAGAGACUAGUCCUCCAAUCGCCAUUGCACCCGUACGGCCACGCAGGACGUCCAUCUCUCGUAUGAGCAGCAAGGAGAAGAUCUGUCUUCACGAGCGGGAGCGCCACGCCCCCCCAGCCCUGCAGAUCCCGCCUGCCGAGGAGGAGGAGGAGGAGCCUAAUCCGGAGACACGCAACCCGUCACAGUCAGCCUCCAGCAAAGCCUCCAGCAGCUCCAGCUCUGAAGAGGAGAGCGAAUCAGAGAGCGACGUGGAGUCAGAGAAAGCGAAAACACGAGAGAUCAUCAACAACCUGAACAACAAGCGCAACAGCUCCGUUCCCAUAGCAACCUCCCCGGCCACUGGCACCACAGGCAACCAGGUGAAGAAGGUGGACCCCGUGGUGAAGUCCUCUGGUUCUGAUGCCCCCGGCUCCUGGCGGACCUCCCUGCGGAAGGCGGGCAGUUCUGGGGCUCUGGGGUCAGUGGGGGCCUCCGACCCGUCCGAACCCUCUGAAGGGGGGGGCACCGCGGCCCCCAGGGGCACACCGAGCGUGCUGGGGGGCAUGACCCGCUCCGCAUCCAGCCCCCGCCUCAGCUCCGAGGCAGACAAUAAGGAGCCCAGGUUGGCACGUGUGCCCCCAACCCAGACCAGACGCCUCGUCAGCAUCUCUGACAACAACCAAGACAACUCCAGCAGCUGGUUGCUUCGUAGCUCCUCAUACACACGCCGUCUGAACAGCCAGUCUGCAGCUGACGUGACCAGUUCCAACCCCUACUUACCUCGCAGUUCUUCUUAUGGGCGGAGACUAGAUGAGGCGGCGGUAACCACGGGAACAACCUCAACCGGACUCAGUCGUCUCACCAGUCUAGUGGCUCAGAGACAAGCUCAGGAACAGGCGGAAAAGAAGGAGCCAGGUACAACCUCAAACUCCGUUACCACGGCGACAACGACGACUGGGGAGCCAGAGAGCAAGCAGAGGCGCAAGUCAUAUCUGACUCCAGUUCGUGAUGAAGAGGCUGAGGCUCAGAGGAAAGCUCGCUCUCGGCAUGCACGCCAGUCCCGCCGCUCAACUCAGGGUGUCACACUCACAGACCUGCAGGAGGCUGAGAAUGCCAUGAACAGAGGGAAGGAGAAGAAGAGGGAGGAAGAGGAGAGAGAAGGGAAGAAGAGAGAAGAGGAGAAGAGAGAAGAGGAGGAGAGAGAAGAGAAGAAGAAAGAGGAGGAGGAGAGAGAAGGGAAGCAGAAGAAGGUAGAAGAAGGGGUGAGGACGAAUACAGCUCUUAACGAGGUGACCUGGAGGUCUCGUAUCGCUAACCUGCAGAAGUCCGAUCUUCUGGGCCUCACCAAUCCAGCGGGAGCCGUGCGUCCAGAGAGAAGAGAUCCUGAGUCUCUGAUGGCUGAUCUGGACGAACGAGGGAUCAGGGAGCGGAGGCGAGCAAGAGCCCAGAGACGAGCGAGAGCAGGAGAGAACUUUGACCAUGAGCUGAGUGGAGAGGAAGGAAACGGGCAGGACCCACAGACGGACCGGCAAACGAGCGACAGGUCUCACCAGUCUUUCAAUGACUGUAACGUAGGAAGAGGAUCAGAAACAAAGGACUACAAGAAGUUGUUUGAUGAUCUGUCUCGGGAGAACACUGUUCUUCAGUCCCAGCUGCAGGACACCCAGAGGACCGUCACCCAGACCAGAAUGGACCUGGACAAAGCCACACAGAGACAGGACCGCUUCAGUGACUGUUCCGCCCUCCUGGAGAUGGAGAAGAAGGAGAGGAGGAUGUUGGAACGUCGUGUGGCAGAAUUGGAGGAGGAGCUAAAAGUGCUGGGGGAUUUAAGAGCAGAUAACCAGCGGCUGAAGGAUGAGAACGGCGCUCUCAUCCGGGUCAUCAGCAAACUUUCCAAAUAGACGGGGAGAUCGAGGGAGAGGAAGAACGACAGAAGAAAUAAAAAAGAAAGA